CUUCGGAUCAUUUUAUUGUUUUUUUUUUUGGAGGCUGUAAUUACAGAUUUUCUUGUAACAUUUAACUUUUCGUAGCAUAUUGGAAACUCAUUUUUGGUAAGUAAAUUUGUUCGUAAAUUUAAAUUAUUAAUUAUUAGCUUGAUCAUCAUUUAUUAUUUUUGCUUAUUCACGUCCAAGAAGUGUAUAAGUUAGACAGUUAGAAGUUAGGUUAGUUAGUGUAUUCAGAAUCAAUCAAAAUCUAAAUAAUUUUCAUUUCAAUUCAAUGUCAAUGUUAAGUAUAAAUAAUAAUUAUUUUUUAAAUUUCUUCUUAGUUAAAGUUUAAGUCUUAUGUACCACUACUUCUACUACCUAAACUUAAACUAUCUAGACAUUCGCAUUAACAAUUAACAAUGGAGAUUAAUCAUCAUAGAAUCAUAGACUAUAGUAUAGUGUAUAUUUUACUAAAUUUACUAUAUUAAUCUAUAUAUAGUAUAGUAUAGGCUAUAGGCCCUAUGUCUAUAGCUAUAGCUAUAAAUUAUUAUAUAUUAUGUAAUAUAAUAAAUAAUAAUAUAGUUAAUAGUAUAGGUUUAUUCAUUUAUCCAUGAUCAUUUGUAAUUAUCAUAUCAUAAUUUCACAGACUAGUCCUAGACCUAGUUAGUAGGAGUAGUAAGUAGUAGUAGUAGUAGUGUCAAAAUGAAAAAUGAAGUCUAGUUGAUGAUUUCUUAUCUAGUCAACUAAGAGACCAUCCAUAAAAUAAGACUUAUUAUUAUUAGACUUGUAGUCAGUAGUAGUCUAGAACUAGACACAGACAGAUGAGUAGAAGACCACAUAUGACUCAGACUCUUACGUUUCAUUAGACUCUAAGUCUAAGACAGUUGGAGUUGAGUUGGCUAGCACUAUAACUCAAGUUAAAUGAAGUUAGUGUACACUACUUGUAGUAUGCCAGUAAGUAAGUGCAACAAGUAUGAGUUUGAAAUGUUCCUCACCAUGGCCAUGGGUUAAAAAUAAUAGAGUUAGAGGCUCUACUGAGUCUACUGUAUUGAUUGUUUUAUAAACUCUGCUCUAUAUAAUUUAGUAACUAUGUCAAUAUGAGUAAUUCUGAAUAAUACUAAAUUCAAAUUUUGGAGUCUUAUGUAUAAUAAUAAUUAAUACCUAGGCUUAGCUAGCAGAUUUCAUGGGGGUUACUCAAUCCUAUCCUAGUACAGUUUACUGUAAGAUUAUUUGCAUCCCUCCUAGCUCAAAUCAUGGCUAUGUCCUUUAUUAAUAUGAUUAUAAAUUUAAGUAUUAAAGAUUUGUGACUUGCUAAGUGGGUGAUAUUGUUCUCUUGGGGAUCUGAGGUUUAAAAAAAAAAAAAGUGACUUUUAUUCCAUUUUGAAGCCUCAUCUUCCAAAUUUUAUUUAGUACUUUUCUUUAUACUUGACUAUGUAUAUGCCUAUUGUAUUUAAAAUGAGUUUUUUUCAAAACGAUAUUUUGUAGGGUUUAAUUAAGUUUGAAAAUAUCAAAUUUAACUAUAGGCAGCGAGGCAAUAGUUCAGUUACAAAGCACAUUGCUUGUUCAUUAUUUAAUAGCCUAUAUGAAACUUCCAGAGAUUGAUGAUUCAAAUUUUUAUUAUUACAUAUUCAUUAAAUUCAUGUGGUCUUUUGAAAAAGAACUUAAAUCAGUAAAUUGAUUUCUAUCUUUCACUAUAAGCAGUAAUUAACCCACUUCCCCCUCUUUUUUUUCAAAGAUCAGCUAAUUAGUGGUAUUCUUUGGCUUUUAUGUUGUUUCUUAUCCAUAUCUUUGCAAAGAAAGAAGUUCCAGAUUACUGAACAUGUUGAAUAACAGCCCCAUCUAAAAGACUGAAAACAAUUUUUAGAACCCCCCAAAAAAAACAGUUUGAGAUCUCCUGCAUUCUUGUGUGAUUCCAACCCAAAGGGUGUUUUGACUUACCUCCGUUACUUUCAUGUGAAUGUUUUCCUUUUAAGAGUAGAACUGGGAGAACUCUGUGAAUCUCAUUCUUAUACAGGUAUGAAUUUAUCAGUUUUUAGUAGUCUAAAUUCUUUGCUAGUGCAUGCACCUUAACAGGAUAAGUCCACCCAGAAGCGUAAAGCAAUAUUUUGAGAUUUUUAAAUCAUUACUGUUUUAAAUUAAUCUUUUCAUUGUUUUCAUCAUUACACUAAUAGUUGUAGUUCUAGCGUUUGUGGUGAAAAGGGUGUUGUAUUGUGAUUCAUAUAUUUACACAAGGGGAGUUUCCUUGAAAAUGUUUUAUAAACACUGAUCUGAAUAUUGGUGAACUGUAAAGAUUUCACUCUAAUGAAAAACUAAUUUAAAUCUGAAAAUAAGCCUAUUAAAGUAGUGGAUGUAUUAAGUGGAUGUAUGAAGUGAUGAAUAUACAUAUGCAUUCAUUUGAAAAUGCAGUAAACAAUUUAGUUGCACUUUGAAAAAAAUUUGAAUGCAGUGAUGCUAUGUUUUAGUGAAAAAAAUGUUUGUUGUGCUUCCAGUUGGAGUACUUCCACUAGAACAAUAAAUAAACAUGGACCACAACAGGAAAAGAUUAAGUUGUCUACAGGAUCUAGACUUAGGACCUGGAGCUAGUGAAGGUAGGAGAAAGAAAGCAGAAAUUCACUUUUCAGGCUUUAGAUUUGGCUUAUUAUUCAAGCCAAAAAUACAAGUAACUAGUUAAUAAAAAUACUUGAUGAAUGCUCUUGAUUUUCUCAAGUUAUUUGAUCUAUACUUUUCAGUCUUUUUAAAAAUUUUCACUGUGUGUCACAUUCUAACUCUAACUCUUAAACAUCUUAAAAAUAUUAUAUUAUUUAUAGGCUAGAAUUGUUUUGAGACUUUUGACAGUAAUAUUAUAAUUACAAUAAUUGUGUGGACAUAAAAUUUAAGCUUACAAAAUUUCCAACUAAAAUGCACUUUUCAUUAAAUUAUAGAUGAUAUAAAAAAGGCCUACAGGGCAGCUGCUCUGAAGUACCAUCCUGAUAAGGUAAUGUUGCAUUUUGGGUUCAAAUUUGGGAUUGUAAAAUUUCAUAUAAAUUAUAAUUUAAAAAAAAAAAAAGUUGUUUUAAAAAAAGCUAGAUAAUAUUUGUGUGUGAGAAGGGAACAAGAAGGCUAAAAAAAAAAAUUAUUUUUACUGUUGUUUCUAAAUAAUUUAAACAUUUUCAUACAUUUGAAUCAGCGAGUUUUUUUCAAUACAUAGGCAACCUUUCUAUAUAGUUACUUUAACUUUUUAUAUACAACUAACUAUUUCCCAUGGCUUUGUUCGUGAAGAUUUUUGGAUUUGGUACAAUAGUUUGAAAAAGAAACAUGUUAUUUUUAUCAAUACUCUACAAAUAUUUUACAUGUUGAAGUUUUAUAAUAACACCAAACCCAUACCCUAACUGUAUUGAUGUAAGGCACUCCCAGACUUUCCAAUACCCUAACUGUAUUGAUGUAAGGCACUCCCAGACUUUCCCAUACCCUAACUGUAUUGAUGCAAGGCACUCCCAGACUUUCCCAUACCCUAACUGUAUUGAUGUAAGGCACUCCCAUACUUUCCCAUACCUAACUGUAUUGAUGUAAGGCACUCCCAGACUUUCCCAUACCCUAACUGUAUUGAUGUAAGGCACUCCCAGACUUUCCCAUACCCUAACUGUAUUGAUGCAAGGCACUCCCAGACUUUCCCAUACCCUAACUGUAUUGAUGUAAGGCACUCGCAGACUUUCCCAUACCCUGACUUCAUUGAUGUAAGGAACCCCCAAACCCUUACUGUAAUGAUGUAAGGAACCCCCAAAAUCUCUUAUACCCUAAUUGUAUUUUUGGUGAAAGGUAAAAUUUGUAUGCUCCUAUUUUUAAAGAAGAAUCUAACGUCAAAUAUUUUACAUUUGUGAAAACUUUGGUUUUUGAUAUAUAAAAUGUAUUCUCAUGAUAUGAAACCCACAUGGACUUAAUUGUCAAAAAGGAUGAAACAAGAAUUUAGUUAUUUGCUUUAGAAGAAUCCAUGUCUAUAACAUCAUCAAUAUGUAUCUGUAACAUCAUCAGCCCAUGCCUGUAACAUCAUCAAUCCAUACAUGUAAUAACACAAAUCCAUGCCUGUUACAUCAAUCCAUGCCUGUAAAUCAUCAAUCAUACAUGUAACAUCAAUCCAUGCCUGUAACAUCAUCAAUCAUACAUGUAACAACAUCAAUCCAUGUCUGUAACAUCAAUCCAUGCCUGUAACAUCAGUCCAUGUCUGUAACAUCAACAAUACAUGCCUGUAAUAUCAUCAGUCCAUGCCCGUAACAUCAUCAGCCCAUGCUUGUAACAUCAUUAGUCCAUGCCUGUAAUAUCAUCAAUCCAUGCCUGUAACAUCAUCAGUCCAUUGCCUGUAACUUCAUCCAGCUAUCAGAUAUUGGUAAACUUCUCAAUCCCUUUUGAUCCCCUCAUGUGGGAAUUUCUGAAAAUCCUUUCUUGGUGUGUGCUUACGUGACAACACCAAUGUACCUAACAAAGUUCCUGUUCCUAGGAUAAACUCAUACUCAUAUUGAUCAGUCUGUCAGUUCUGACAUAUUCUUUUAUUUUUAUAGAUUAGUAUUUUAUUGCCACUUGAAGUAAUGAAAAUCACAUGGAUGAAUGAGUUUGAUAUUGACAAACAAUUUAAAUGGAAGGCUCACAGCUUAUACAAGGAUUUAGCAAUUUCAGAUCUUCAUUCAAGCUUUUCUUUCAUAAUUAUAUCCUAACCAUUCUUAUAAUUGAUAACUAAUUGAAAUUGAAAGCACAUGUAGCUACUUAGCGCACAAAGUUAAAAAAAAAUUAAAUUAUUUCUCGAGUUACACAAUUUAAUUAGAACAUUUGCAACUGCAGAAUGAAGAUCCAAGUGCUACAGACAAGUUCAAGCAAAUAUCUGCUGCCUACCGUUAUCUAACAGAAGGUUAGUUUGUGUAGAAUUUUUUAGCAAACUUAGUUUUUUAAAGAAAUAUUAUCCAAGUCCAGUUCUGGUCUGUUAAGUAUUUCAACACUUAUCUGAACUGCAUUAGAAAGAAGAAAAAAAAUCCCGUUAAGUAUGAGUUGAAUGCCUUAAAAUUGCCAUAUCUUUUGACAGGUGAAAUGUUCGUUCCAAAUGGUAUGGGGGAUCCCUCAGAUGACAUACUAGUACGUAUUUUUAUUAUUUCUCUUGCUUUGUACUUACUAAAAAUACACCAUUGACCUAUAAUUAUUCAACUUAAAACACCAUGUUCAAAUUUUGUUUUUAAAAAAAUGUUCAUAUUGUAUUGGUGCAAGUGCUGUCAAUUAAUUAUUAAUGCAAAUCUUCGUUGUUUGUUGUUCAUCAAUGAGAGUUUCAAAUUUAGUGCAUGGACAUUUAUGUUUGUUUAUGGUCAUUUAAGGUCUAAUAUUUUCACUGAUCAUAAAAGACUACCUAAAUUUGUAAUAACAAAAUGCAACCAUGGUUUGUACUAAGUCACCAUCCAUCCCUGUAGCUUUGGCCUGCUUCACCACUUCCUUCCACUCAGACCUAAUGGAUGCUUUUUUUUCCCAUGCUUGGAUUCCCAGCUGGUGUAGAUAUUUUUUGCACAUCAUCCAUCUAUCUUAGCCUAGGUCUGCCAUUGAGCCGUCUUCCUCUGGAGUUUUGGUGGUGCACCCUCUUCACGCAUCCGUCAUUUGGCAUUCUUUCUAAAUGUGCCUCCCAGUGUAACCUGCCCUUUUUUAUUUCUGCUACCAGCGUGGAAUUCUGAUAAAGUCUAUUCAAGUCACUCAAUUUAAAAAAAAAUAGCAUUGAAUAAUAAGAAUAUUAUUUUUUUAUAAGGGUUUAACUCCCAGGUUCUCAACCCACUGGUCGUGAGUUAAAAUUGGAGCCCAGAGGUUUUACUGUGGAGUCACCUGCUGUGAAAGUGAACUAAAAAUAAGGAUUUUAACCGCAGUUUUCAUUUCUAAAUGAUGUCUUAAUAACUUUUGAAUAAUUUGAAAAUGCUGUGUCUGCUUUAUGUGUUUUCUCUUACGGUGUUAAUUUUAAAAAAAAAUUAUUGCAGUCACUUUGCUUCUAUGAAAUAGAGUUGCAACUCAAAAAGGUUGGGAACCUGUGGGUUAACUAAUCAUUUUAAACUGAUUUGAUCUUAUUAUUUUCAGUUUCGAGUUUUCAUGCAGAUGUUUGCAAGGAACUUUGAAAGACCAGCCUGUAAGUAACUGUUGUCCAGAGAGAGAGUUCUAACUUCAAUUGAGUUUAGGGCUUAGGCUUGGGGGAACUGUCCCUUUCAUAUCAUCUGGCACCAAUGCCUCAAUUUCACUGGGGCCUUAACUUUCCUCAGAAAUGUUUCUUUUAAUAGAUCAACUUAAGAUAACAUUCUCAAUUUGAAUCAUAAAUAAUUCUCUCAAAACAUUGAUGAUGAAUAUUGAUGUUUUCUUCAAUAAAAUUCUGAUACACUGGGUGGGAGAAAUUCUGAGAUUUAUUAUGUGGGAGCAGUUCUAAGAUGCACUGGGUGGGAGCGAUUCUGAGAUGCACUGGGUGGGAGCAAUUAUUUUAUUAAAUAACUUAACUUCUCCCACCUAGUGCACCUCAGAAUCGCUCCCACCUAGUGCAUCUCAGAACUGCUCCCACCAAGAUUCUUUAAACAUUUUUUUUACCAAAUAACUUAUGUUUACAAGUUCACACAGCCAAAUUGUGAGAGCCACAAAUGUCAGGGAUAAAUCCUUGCUAGAAAAUCCCCUGAUAUUUAUGUAUGAUACCAGCUCCAGAUACUCAUGACUGACAUGGAUAUCCCACAUAGGUUUUCACACUUGUGCAGGCUCAACUAUGGCUUCAUAUGCAGGAUCUUUUGUUUAUAUUAAAGUUAUGUGCUAGCGUAGCAGUAAGUGGCUCUGAAGGCGCAUGCAGCCCUUUGAAUGAAUCAAGGUGUUGUAGUUUUUUCCAAUUCAAAUACUUGCACCAUAAAAAAAAAAAGAGUGAAUAAAUAAGUAUGUGACCAUGAUGUAACUGUUGUUGUAAUUGAACUGUUGUUGUAAUGUAACUGUUUUCAUAUGCCAUUUGCUGGAAAAUGGGUAUAUGGAAGCACUAACUUAUUAAUUAGGAUCAAGUGAGCAUAUUCUCUACACCUAAGUGAUCCACCACCCAUGUCUUCCCCUUACAUUCUAAGAAGCUCUUGUCAAAAGCGAAAGUGCAGGAAAAAGAACAUUUAAAAAAUAAAAAAAAAUUUGUUCCUCUAAUCUUGUUUUAUUUUGACCACUCCAUUUAAUCAGACUUUAAAACUUCUUUAACAAAUUUUAAUCUUGGAACAACAGAGUCUAAGCACUCUUAGGGCCAGUGUCGAAAACUACUAAUAAUUUGUUAACAAACCCUGUCAGCUGAACACAAUGCAUGCACAAUGGUAAAAAUGUGACGGUUUUAUGCCUGUGUGUUGCCAGCAUACAAUAUACUAAGACCAUGAAAAAAAGUCAUGAAAAUGACGCCUGCUGGUCCUUUUUUUUUUACCAGUGAGUAGCAAUGGUCACUGAAAUCUGGGAUUUAUAUGGGAACAAUUUUGCAGCAGAAAAUCCAAGUAAUAGUAAUAUGUGAGCAGUGGACACGUACAUUAAAUGGAAUAUACAUUUAAUUCUUAGGUGCAGUAACCUGUUAUUGUUUUACAGACCUUAUUUGCUAGUCUGAUUCCAUGUUAGUCUAAUGUCUGAGUCAGUGUUGGUCUGAUGUAUGAGUCUAUGUUAGAGUAAUGUCAUCAUCUAUGUUAAUCUGAUGUCAGAGUUUCCGUUAGCCUGAUGUCUGAGUCCAGGUUAGCCUGAUGUCUGAGUGAAUUUCAAAAAUUUGUUUCAGAUUUUCCCCCUAAUCCAUUCUACGGCUUCUAUGACUCUGAUAAUGAAGACUAUGAUGAUGAUGACUUUGUGUACACUCAGAAUCCUUUCAAUAACUUCACUUCCACUCAAAGGGGCGGGGAGUCCUACACUAGUCAGUCCAUUCGCCAGAAUGCCAACUUUCAAAGAGCCAAUGCUCAGCACGGAGCAUAUUACCAGGACCUGCAGAAAUCGGCAAAGAAGAAGAAACGUGAGGCAAAGAGAAAUGAAAAGAAGGCUGCAGAGGCUGGUAAGCAAUAUUAAAUUAGUUUACCACAUGUUCAGUUUAUUUCUUUCAGCUAACUUGUUUACGUCUUGUCUGGAUACGACAUUUGUUCUUUUUAAGAUUAUAACAAUGGAACAAGAUGUGCUUGGGCUUGCAGUAAAAAGACAUGGCAAUCACAAGGACGUUUCAACUAGAUGCGUUCUCCAGUAGACAAUGCAAAACAAGAAAAAACAGCUAGUUAGAAAACCAAAAAUCAAGACUUAUGUGUUAAAAAGUCUAAAGGGUUGUGUCAGAUCAAGUCAAUGUUUGUGUCUAAAGUGUCGUGUCAGAUCAAGUCAGUGUUUGUGUCUAAAGGGUCGUGUCAGGUCAAGUCAAUGUUUGUGUCUGAAGUGUCUUGUCUGGGUCUGUCCUGACAUGGACAAGUUGGGUUGGGGAUGUGAAAAAUAGGGCACUGUAUGACACGGAUAAGCCUUCCAGUUUUGGGACUACUUUGUUGACAUCCACUGAAUGCAGCGACAUGUAUCCUUAAUUUGAGGAAGUGAAUGAUGUAGAGGAGGAGCAGUGACAUGAUGGAACAAAACAUGGGCAAAGCUGGAUCCCAAAGAACUUUGUAUGCAAAACAAGACUGAGAAAUCUACUUGUCAGCCACAUAAAUGUUUUAUGUUAGUAUUUUGAUUUGUUUUCAGAGAGGGCCAAAACACCAUCUUUUCAACAGCAAAGGUCAUCAAGUGCACCCAGAUAUCACGAAUCAAAAAGAGAGGAGUCCAACUCGUAAGUCAAUUAACUAAACCUGACCCGUGGGUGGGAGGACAUGAAACUUUCACAGAACAGAUGGUAUUAUGAGGGUGUGGUCCUUAAUAAUGCUCACACACCAAGUAUAUAUAUGUGUAUGGCAUCCUUUUGUCUUUGCAAGAUGAUGGAGUAGCUUUUGAUGCUUCUUGCAGGAGAACCUUGACGCCUGGUUAAAUUUGACCGUGUACACCAAGUAGUAUUGGUGUUAUUGAGACUACUACAGGACAGCUCCUCUCUGUGAUGGUUCACUGGUCCAGGUGUUGAGAGGAACAAUGACAUAAAUAGUGUACGCUAAACAACUCCACUGCAACAGUUAUAAAGAAAAAGAUGCAUUGAUGAAUAAAUUAUAACAAAUCCAAUAAUGGCACUUUACUGACUCUAACACGGGGCUGUCUAUCCCUAGGUGUAUCUUUGACUAUGGCUACACUACCUCUGCGUAAGUCAGUCCAGAUUGACUGUCAUUGUCCCCAAAAGCUCUCCCUCCAUAAAUGGUCCAAAAGUGCCACAAAAUAUUAAGCUAUCCCUGCCCCCUCAUUUCCUGUCAAAUUGGAACUUUUAUUGUUAACCCCAAAAUGUUCAUUAAAUGUCUGGAAGGCAUCUUUUUUGAGAUGGGAGAAUCUAUUAAUUUUAAUAUCCUAACACCUCCUUUCCCAAAAUCACAGUGAUUCCGGCCGCCCUAUAAGAGUUACCUGAACAACAAUGCAGCUCAGUUCUGUCCCCCCACCCCAGUCAUUUGUGACAGACACGACCAGUGUGUGGCUUAGCCCAUUCUUUCCUGCAAUGUUUUAUGUGCCAGAAAAUACAUGACCAUUAUAAAUGUUGAAUCUCUAGAAAUCGCUGCACUAACCAGGUUUAGAUCUGUUUACCUGCUGUGGGCUGUUCCCUUUGCCACUGCAAAUUUGUUUUCCAAAAUUAGCGUAUGGAUUCUCUUUCCCUGACUUUUGAACAAAUCUAUCUAUCUAUAUAUCUCAAGUAAAUUUUCUUCUCAUUGUUAUAAAAAAAUCAGACUUCUUGUUUUUGAAGUUGUGUAUGGUUUUCUGUGGACUAUUAAUAAUUUUUCAUUGGCUUGAAUGUAAGACAAAAGUUCAGUGGGAGAGGAUUAAAUAAACUAUAAUUGAAGAUUGACAUUAAAUUUAACACAUUUUUUUAAAACAAAUAUUUCCAAGAAAGAUUUGUGAAUAUAGGAUUAGUGCAAUUGAGCUUUUCAGAAAGUUUUAGAUCAACAAAUGUCUUGGCUACAGGGUCACACUAUGAACUGAAACAUAAAAAAAAAGUUUAUUUGAAUAAAGAAAACAUUAUGUUUAAAAUGCGCAUGUCCUAUUUGUGGAAGUCCCUAAUCAAAUCUACAUUAGCCAAGUAUACAUUAACCAGGUCCAUAUUAGCCAGGUCUAUACUAGCAAAGUAUACAUUAGUCAAUUCUAUAAGUCAAUUCUAUAUUACCAAGUAUAUAAGAACGAAAUAUAUAUUAGCAGGGUCUAUAUUAGACAAGACUAUAUUAGCCGAGUAUAUAUUAGCCAAGUAUUUAUUAGCAAGUCUGGAAGGCAUCUUUUUUGAGAUGCAAGACUCAGGACAGUCAAUUCCAUAUUAGCCAAUCAUAUAUAAGCUAAGUCUAUAUUAGCCAAGUGUAAAAUUUGAAAUUUUUAGCAACAGGAGACUAAUGAGAAGGUUUUUGAAAAAAAUUUCAGACCCAGGCCAAAGAAAGAUCAACCAAGUGGACGGCCAUCAACACCAAAGACGGAGCCAUCGGCAGCAACAAAUGCAUCUGGCAAGAGUAAAAAUGAUUCAAGCACAGUGAGUAAUUUAAAUUCUUUUCAUAGUUAUGCUUUCUGAAUAUCAUUAACCGUUUCUGUUCCUUGAGCUGUAGUCCAAUAUUUCACUUUAACAGUGAAUAUUUAGGAAGAAAUAUUCUUAUUUUGUUGUUUGAUUGUCUUCCCUGUUUCUGUUCCAACAUGGCUGUCUAUACCCAACUUAAGGUGCAAUAUAUAUCAUGGCUGUCUAUACCCAACAUAAGAGUGCAAUAUAUAUUAUGGCUGUCUAUACCCAACAUAAGAGUGGAAUUAUUUACCUGUUUCUGUUCCAACGAGGCUAUCUAUACCCAACUUAAGAGGGCAAUUAUUUACCUGUUUCUGUUCCAACGUGGCUAUCUAUACCCAACUUAAGAGAGCAAUUAUUUACCUGUUUCUGUUCCAACGUGGCUCUCUAUACCCAACUUAAGAGAACAAUUAUUUCGUUUUUGUUCUGCUCCCAUAAGAGGUGUAGUAUAGCCAGCAAGGUGAUUCAACUAAAUAUCUGUAUUCAAAAUAAACCAGUUAUUGUAGAUCAGGGUUCUCAAACUCAAAUCAUCCGGGGGCCGCAGGAGGUAGAGUCUAAUUGAGACGGGGCCGCAGGAGGUAGAGUCUAAUUGAGACGGGGCCGCAUCAAGUAAAAAAAAAAGCGAUUACAAAUUCAAUCAAGUACAACUGGAACUAUCUGCUGAACCUUUAUUAAUAAUAAAAUAAAAAUAUUAAGGGUUCUUAAGAACUAGGCUUCACUUUCUGCCUCCUACUCCUUCUUCUUACAGAGCUGAGCAACAUUUGCUUGAGUGAGGAAGCAACUGAGACCCUCAGUAUAGCUUGAAGAUGCUCAUCAAUAAGUUAGGCCCUGAACUUUGACUUGUUAAAUUUCAUAGUGGGAAAAGAGCUUUUUACACAGAUAGGUACUCCCAAAAAGGCACAUGAUCCGCUUGAGCAACCUGGAAACCUCAGUGAAGGUGGAGGGCAAUGCUCUCAUAAAUUGUCCUUGCUUGUCUGUUUCUCCAUUCACUUCCUGAACUUGGAAUGGCACUGAAGAUCAAUCAGCUCCAUUUGAAGCGCAAGUGGAGGUGGGAGGUGGGAUGCAUCUUUCACUAUAUAAGAGAAAGGAUCAGCAGAAGGUUGAAAAGUAGCUCUUUGUGUUUUAAAGUCUAAAAACAUGUGAUCAAAUUCUUCCUGUAGCUUUGCAAUGGCAUCAAUAUACUUACUACUGAAUGGUGUUCCGAAUCCAUGAGUACUUUUCAUGUUGGGAAAUGGCAGAGGUUUCUCUAAGAACUAUAACACACAUUUUGUGCUGAAUGUCCUGACAUUCUCAUAGGCAACACUGACAAUUCUUGUAACUUCUUGUUGAGCAAAUUUAAUGCCAAGAAGAAAAGCCAAGUCCAUGAGCCAUUUGGGAUCACUUAGUACAGGAAAAACCAUCUCAUCCUUCUCAUGAAGGCUUAAAAUGCUAAAACGUGUUCAAACAGUAGACAGGAGCAAGCAAUAUUUAUGAAUUAUUAAUGUGAAGGAAGAUGCUUUUGUAGGGAGAAUGAAUUUGAUUUUUUUUUAUCGUAGAAAAGGCCUUUUUGACUAACCAUAUUUUGAGCUCACAUGCUUGGAAUUUCCCUAACUCGUUAACAGUAGGGGCUAUUUUAAUAGUGAUUCUUUGAUACUGUGUCAGAUUGCUACGAUUUACACAAUUAUGGUUGUGCAUCACCCACUAAGUGACAUGUUAAACUUUUGUCAAAACCGCACUUUGGCCGCCAUGUUUGUCUCAUGAAAUGCUACAAAAUAAAAACCUUUGGUACGGUUUUGAAACGGUUUAUACCAUUAUAAUCAACAUCCAAAUCUUGACAAAUAUAAUAAAAAUCAGAAUUAGACUAGUCGCUGAGAUCAGACUGAAACCGUCACGAAGGGUCACAUUAUAGAUAUGAGAAUGGGGAAAACUUGCGGGCCCCAUUACACUAAACUUUGCUGUCAUGUGGCGGGCCGCAAAUGGCCCACGGGCCGAGAGUUUGAGACCCCUGCUGUAGAUGAAUGUUUAAACUUUUCGAGAGAAGCCCCAAUAUUCAUCACCUGUCAUUUUACCUGAAGAUAAAGAUUAUAGGAUUAUUAUUUAUUUAUAACUAUUUAUUCAUAUGACUUGUCUGCCAUGCAGCCAUUUUGUUUCCACCCAUCACGUUGCUGCACUAUUUGUGUGUAAUAAAACAGUUGCAUUAAGCAACUUAGAUUUAAAAGAAUAAUUUGUUUAGAUGUGCGGUAUCUGGGACUUGUCAUGAACAAUGUUGUAAUAUUUGUCUUAAUCAAAAUGAAAUUAUUAACUGUUCUGUUCUUCUCUAGACCAAUGCCAGUGAAGACCAAGCUCCCAAGAAGAGUAAGAAACAGUUGGCAAUGGAACAGAAGCAAAGAGAGAAAGUUUGUUUAUUUUUUACCUUCUUUUAUUUUAGUUCAGUUUUGUUUAAAUAAAAAAAUUAAAGCUAAAAAAAGAAAUCAAUUUUUUAUUUCAGUUUAUAAAAUUUAUUUUUGUCUAAAAUUUUGAUGAGUUUAAAGGGUCAACAUCCUCCAAGAUGUGCAUCAUUUUAAAUGUUUGUCCGUUCUUUAAAUUCACGUCCUUUUAGAAAAUGUUUGUUGGUUGAGAAAACAAUUAAAUCGAUUUAAUUUGUUUUAUUUUUUAACAUCUGAAUUAUUAUUAUCAUUCAGGAGGCAAGUCUUAUUCGUGAAGAGCUGGAGCAGAAAGAGAGAGAGAAAAGAGAGAAGAUUGAGAAAAAGCGAGCAGCACAGCUGGAGAAAGAGAGGAAGGAGAGAGAGGCACAGGAGGCAGAGGAGCAGAAGAGACUGGAAGAGGAGGCAAGGCGAGAGGAGGAGAGAAGGUGAAUGCUUGUUAAUGCAGCAGAAGUAGUUUGCAGUGUUCCCAGUUUUAUGUGUUGUUGUGUAGGACAUAGUUCCAUUCUGGUGGUUUGUCAAGAAAGGAUUAUGGAAAUAUGUGUUUUGUGGUGUUGUCUAGGGUUAGGCCCUUAAACCAGUUCACAAGAAUAACACUUGACAAAAAAUGUGUUAAAUUAUUAAUUAUUUCACUAUAUUAUAACACAACAUUUAACCCAUGGUCAAUAGUACAAUUACAAACACCACUCAUCCAGUUAUUACCGCAAGUUUAGCUAACAAACGGAGCCUAAACGCUACAUACUAAAUGGAUCACUGGACUACACUGUUUACACUUUCACUCCCUGACUUGUUCUGCCCAUUCCCCCCACUCUACUAAAUGUGCGUACCUUUCGUUCACACAAGUUCCUACGCGAGCCACUCUUGCACAUUCACACCUGGACUACUUUCAUAAAAUAGCUAACUAUCAUCAGAAAUUUUGUCCUGGCAAAAAUAACUUGACUUAACCAUUUAUCAUAGGCCUAAAAAUGCAUUUGUUAAUGAAGGAUCAGUUCAGUCAAGAAGAUAUGAUGAAAAUAGAAAUAUUCAAAACAAAUAAAAAUAUUGACUGACUUCAUUAUUUUUUGUACUAGAAAACAACGAGAACUUGCAGAACAGCAGAGGAGAAGAGAGCAGGAGCUGGCUGCCAAGAGGAAAGCGGAGGCUGAUCUCAGGAACAAACUGAUGGACGACUUUGACAAGUCCAUCCUACUGGAUGACGUGGGGGACUUCAAGUACACAGAUCCAGACCUGCACAACAUUAUCCGAGUGGAUAACAUUAACCCAUUGGGAGACGUAUGUGCUGAUACUUUUUUGACUAUAUAUUAAGUUCUGAUGGCUAUAUUUGUCAAUGCCAAAAUAGCAUUGUUCCAUUUUUUUAGAGUUGAACUGCUGGUUAAGAUCACCAGAAUGUGAGUUCCAGGGCUUUGCCAGGUCAAUGCUGCUCAGUGGCAUAUGGGCAUAAACCCCUGAUGUACAGAUCAUUAAAAUGUCAAAUACUAUUUAUUAAGCUUCAUAUUUUUUAUUAUCAUAAAGCUCAAACUGAUUUUUACAAUUUUAUAACUCUCUACCUCUAUCCACUGUCUGGUAUAGUGUCUAUAAUUUGUCUAUUGAGGUUGUAGAUAAAAAUCACAUGUUGUUUUUAAUGACUUCAAAUAUAAACUUCUUAAAUUUUAUUUUAAAAAAAACAGAACUUUCUAAACUUUAUUGCAGUCUUCCCUCAACAAUAGACUAGGCACAGAUAAGCGACAAAAAUGCUGGGCUAUCUAUUUAUUCUGAAUAGGCUAUCAAUUUAAUCUAAAUAAGCUAUCAAAUUACUUUAAAUACGCUAUCAAUUUACUCUCAAUACCCUAUCAAAUUACUCUAAUAGACAAUCAAAUUACUGUAAAAAAGCUAUCAAAUUACUCUCAACAUGCUCUUAAAAUGCUAUAAAUAAGCUAUCCAAUUGCUCUCAAUACACUAUCAAAUUACUCCCAAGAGGCUAUCAAUUUACGAUUUACUCUAAAUAAGCUAAGUUAUUCCAGUCAUUACAAUCUGCAUUAACAAACUUCAGUUAUCUUUGGUCAUCAUUUAUCUUUGUUCAUCAUUUAUCUUUGAUCAUCUUUUAUCUUUGGUCGUCAUUUAUCUAUGUUCAUCUUUUAUCUUUGGUUGUCAUUUAUCGUUGGUCGUCAUUUAUCUUUGGUCGUUAUUUAUCGUUUGUCCUCAUUUAGCUUUGGUCAUCUUUCAUCUUUGGUCAUCUUUUGUCUUUGGUCAUCUUUUAUCUUUGGUCAUCAUUUAUCUUUGGUUCUGCUUUUUCCACCCAAAAAAUAUUUCUGAACCCUGCUUUCCGAUAUUGUUUUUUUUUAAAAAAAGGCCCGUAAAAGCAAUCCAGUGAAUAUGGACAGCAUCAAUGGACUGAAUACUCAAGGUGAGCCCAAACCUUAUGGUUAGGUUAGCCCAAAUCUUAUGGUUAGUUUAGCCCAAACCUUAUGGUUAGUUUAGCCCAAACCUUAUGGUUAGGUUAGCCCAAACUUUAUGGUUAGGUUAGCCCAAACCUUAUGGUUAGUUUAGCCCAAACCUUAUGGUUAGGUUAGCCCAAACCUUAUGGUAGGUUAGCCCAAACCUUAUGAUAAUGUUAGCCUAUGGUACUUCAAAGAUUUGUUUAACAAUAUCCAGUAAGGAGGAGUGGCACUAAUGAAGACAUUAGAACCAGAAUGCAGCAGAUAGCAAGUGCAGCCCUUAACACCCUGAAUAAAAUGUAUGGACUGGCAAUGGAAAAAUUAUGAAAAAUAAAGUCCAAAAGCUACUAAGCUUAAACAAAUAAGCUUAAUUUUUGUGGUCUCUCUUUCUUUUUUACUAUAGAUAAAAUAAGGAAAAUUAAGUUGUUAAUGAAUAAAUUGAUUUGGUAGAGUACAUCAAAUAGUCUAAACUUAUUAGGUCUAUGGUAGAGCACAUCAAAUAGUCUAAACUUAUAAGGUCUUUGGUAGAGCACAUAUAGUCUAAACUUAUAAGGUCUAUGGUAGAGCACAUCAAAUAGUCUAAACUUAUAAGGUAUUUGGUAGAGCACAUCAGAUAGUCUAAUGGUAGAACACAUCGGAAAGUCUAAAAUUAUAAGAUAUAUGGUAGAGCACAUAUAGUCUAAACUUGUAAGAUCUAUGAAAGAGCACACCAAGGUCUAUAAAAGUUAUCAUGACAGCUGUAUGGUGACAUUAAUUAUAUUAAUUAAUUAUCAUGAAUUUGAAACUUUUCUUUUCCAUUUCUUUGCUAGAGCAAACUUGUUCUUCAUUAUUUAUCCUUGAAAAAACUUGGCAGCUUAACUUAACGAACUUGUAAUUCAUUUUAUUUCCGAAAUUCAUGAACAAUAUGCUGUUUCCUAUUACACUUUUAAUGGACUGGAUCAAAUUAAAGGUUCGUCUGUCUAUCUCACCAGAUCUAAUAAAACUCCAGAGUGCUUCUUCCAGGCCAGCAGAGCCUCCAAAAAAAUUCAUUGACCCAAAUCAAGCUGACAGGUAAUGUAGACUGGUGCUUCCCAAACUUUUUCAGUCUCACAAACUCUAGGGAUUUAUCCAUGCUACAGCAGGGACUCAAGUCAGAUUUAUUGAUCUUUGCUUUUGGUUAUAGCUCAUGAUAGAUGCAAGUCAACAUGCACCAGUCAUUACGACCCUUUUCGUUAUAGCUCAUGACAGAUAGAUGCAUGUCCACAUGCACCAGUCUGCGAUGACCCCUUUGGUUAUAGCUCAUGAUAGAUGCAUGUCAACAUGCACCCGUCUGCGAUGACCCUUUUGGUUAUAGCUCAUGAUAGAUGCAUGUGAACAUGCACCAGUCCAUGAUGACCCCUUUGGAAAGCAGUGCUGGACUGAAAACUAUAUUAGCUAACAAAUUUUAAGUUGACGUUUAUAAGUUUUUCUGGCUAUCCAGAAUAACUCAUUCACAAUCUCCUUGUUUACACAAACUUGUUAUAUCAUUUAGGCUGAAUGAAACUGUAUCAGGACUUUCAUAUACUUUUUCAAAUCAAAUUUCCAUCCAAGCAACAAAAAAAAGGACAUUUAAUAUAUGGAAUUACUUAAUUUUUUAAUUUUUGAUUUGAUACAUCAUCGCUCAGGUCUUUUUUUUUUGUCUAAUAGUUACACUCCACUGCAUCUUCGCUAAUUUGUAUUUUUUUCCCCUGGUGAUUUUUAGAUUUGGUCCCAUAGGAACAGUACCUCAAGAGAAAAAUUUUAACCAGUUUUCCAACCCUCGUCCUGCAUAUCCAAAUCGUGAGUUUUAUAACAAGCAGUAUGCCAGCAGCCACCGAUCACAGCAGUGGGCCAACCCGCGGCCAUCCAACAAUUUUCCUGGACAGUUCACGCGUCCUCCUCCGCAGGUAUUCAGUCAACGACCACCUUACAGACCGUUCGACCAGGGGCCCCCUCGUAUACCCAACAUACAGUUCCUGAGGCAUGUUCCGCCUCCUAAUGCGGGCGUCCACAACCUCAGGUAUCCAAACCAGUAUCCACCAAACUACAACUUCAUCCCCAGUCAGGGGUUCCAUUCUGCAGGCCCCAGGAUGGGUUCGGCUCGAUCAGGUAUGCAAACCACAACUGGAACACAUUGACCCCGGCAAGAGACCCGGAGAAGUGAGGUGGUGAGUUGAUGGAAACAAACCAGAGCCAUUUUUGUUCCAACCACUGUUAGACACGUAAGGGAAAAAAAAAUUAAUGUAAAAAAAGUUCUAAAUGCCAUCAAAAUUAAACUGUAAGUGACAUAUAAUGUAACUGUGUGCCUGACAUCUUGAUUAGUUUGUUAGCAAAGAUUUAUUUGGGCAUGCAGUUUGAAAAGGGGAUGGAGUCAACUAGACUGACGAGACACUAACUGUAAUUAGGUGUGGGAAACAAAAUGUGGAGGUUUCAUUGGCUUUUCAAUUUAAACAUAUUUAUGGAGGGAUCAGCUUUUCUGUUGUUUUAAUUGUACAAAAACAUUAGUUCCCUGUUAAAGACAAGUUAUGUCUAAUGUUGUUUGACAAGAGAUGUGUAUAAAUUUUUUUUAUUUAAUGUCCGAAAUACGUCAUAUAUUUAUUUUGAUGCUUUAGCAACGAGCAUUGCUAUUUUUAUGUACAUAAUAAAUAUCUUAUCCAUAAAUUAUGGAUAUUAAUAUGUUGUGAUUCAUUAAAUUUAAAUGGAAGUAAGUUGUUUUGAUGUUAUUUUAUGUCCUAGAAGUUCAUUCAGCUUUUUGUCAUGUAAAAGAGAAUAAUUAUUUAUAACAAAAUUAUGAUGCUAAUUAGCUGUUUAACAACAUUACAAUUUUAUCAAAGAAUUGGUAGAAUUAUGUUAAAAUUACCUGUGAUGAUGAAAUUUGUACUUUUCCAGAGAAGCGGUUCAUUUGAAAAAUAAUUAUAAAAAUAUUUUAAAAGUUAAAUUUGAAGAAAUUAGCACAGAACUUGUUGUCACAGGAGUGUUCUAAAAAAAACAACAACACACAAGUGUAUCAUUUUUUUUUGGUUAGAAAUUCUAAACAUAUAUAAUCAGUUUAUAUUGGAAUCCUCCCUAUAAACAAUAAAAUCUUAUAAAAUAUGUGCAUGGGAUGGAAACGUUUUUAUGUGUUUGUUUGAAACAAUACAUCAGGUUUCAGCAAGUGUCAAUGAGCUGUGCCAUUAAAGAAUUUGAUUUUAAUUAUUUUUAAAAAGUUUAUUAGAUUACCACAAUUUUAACGUUUUAUUUUAAAAAAAAAAAAUAAGUUUCAGAACCAAUCGGCCAUGCAAUACAAUUGUUCUAUUUGCUCAUUACCUUUGACAAGCAAUUUUGAGGGUUGUGACAAUCCUCCACUGUGUACCCAACUUAAAAAUCCCUCUCUGUCGUGACAAUCCCCCACUAGAGUUUUGACAAUCUCCCACUAGUUUUGACAAUCCCUGACUACAGUAGUGACAGUCACCCACUAUAGUUGUGACAAUCACCCACCAUAGUUCACGAUGAAAGUUCACUAUUAAUUUUGUUAAAAAUAUAUAGUAUUGAAUGCUAUUACCAAAUAGAUUGGUAGAAGUAUUUGACCAGUGUGUGUCCCUUUCAAAUGGUGGUGAUAUUGGUGUGAAGCAAAUAGCGUCUAAUACUAUUCACAAGGAAAUUGAAAUUGACUUUUCAUUUUAUGGUGGAGUCCAAAAUUAAAUCCAUAUGUAAGUAAACUGUUAAUCAUUGUUUUCUGUUUAUCUGUCUAUCAUCUCCUGAAAAUUGGCUUAAAUUUUGUGUAAAAAUGCAAGUGGGCGACUCAGAGAUUUUUCUUGGUAAUAUUUUUUACAACAUUCAUCUUAAUCUAGUGCAAAAAAAAUAAAUCAUGAUUUAUGUGAUAUUCACCAUUACUAUCAUUUUUAGCCAUGACUAAAUAUGUGUCUCAUUUUGAACCUAAUUAAAAUUUUAUAUCAAAAUUGUUGACAAUUGAUGCAAACUUUUAUGUCUACACGAGCUUCAAAGACAAAUUUGUUCACAAAACUUGACUUUGGGUCCAUUACCCUGUCUAUAAUAUAUCUUCUAUCCUGUUUGGCUUAAAAUUAAAGUCACAAAAAGUGAAUUGAUAAUCGGUGUCAGAAUUUUGAAACAUCCC
Lymnaea stagnalis (great pond snail) is the source of this 19488-nucleotide messenger RNA. The record is from the annotation of a GenBank genome assembly. Lineage: Eukaryota; Metazoa; Mollusca; Gastropoda; Lymnaeidae.